AGAGAGAGAGAGAGAGAGCACAGAUGAUCAGUAGAAUGUUCAUUUGCAGUCUUGCAUGUUCUGUUUAACAAAGGCUCUACUUUGUGAGAGGCCCUCGUCACAAUAUGUUGCUGGUGUUGCUGUGCUGGUGUGUCGGGGCCGCGGUGCUUUUAUACACGUUAUACUCCUGGCUCAUCCCCACUGCUGUGCAGUUCAACGGCAGUCUGGCGUUACUCUGGCACGACGUCAUUGUUGAGCGUGCUCUUGAUACUCUGACCAGAUCGACUCGACCGCAGCGUCUGCUGAAAGCGGUGAGGAAACGAGCAACGCGAGGUGACCCUCAGAGUGUGAUCUCGGCCAUUGAUCAUUUCUGCAGACACAGCGAAUGGGCUAUGAACAUUGGAGAUGAGAAAGGCUCUAUCCUGGACUCAGUGGUGAGUGAGUUGAACCCAGAGAAGGUCCUGGAGUUGGGGACAUACUGUGGAUACUCCACAGUGCGCAUCGCUCGACUCCUUCCUCCCGGGGCACGUCUCAUAACACUAGAGUUCAAUCCAGAUUAUGCCGCAAUUGCCAGACAAAUAAUCGCCUGGGCAGGUCUCGAAGACAAAAUCCAGCUUGUAGAAGGCGCUUCUGAAGAUUGGAUCCCACGCAUGAAAGAGCACUUUGGAAUUGAAACAUUUGAUUUCGUUUUUCUGGACCACUGGAAGGACCGUUACCUCCCUGACACAAAAUUAAUGGAGGAUUGCGGUCUGCUAAGAAAAGGCACCGUUCUGCUUGCUGAUAAUGUGAUCUGUCCGGGAGUACCAGACUAUCUUGAAUAUGUGCGCAGUAGCCUUUCCUAUAAAAGCUGCUAUUUUAAAUCCCAUUUAGAGUACACCAAGGCAGAGGACGGCUUGGAGAAGUCUGUGUUUUUGGGCUAGAGAUAUACGGAAGAUGAUUCGUAUGCUUAAAAGGAGGACUUUUGCUAAGAAUUUGUGCUAAGAGAUUUAGCACGAGGGUAUAAUUUAAAUGCUUCAUUAUCAUAGGUCCCCAAGAUGUUUUGUAACUUAAAGUCUGUAAAUCAGGACGCAGUUUUACAUAUUACUUGAGCAAACCACGGGCUGUUUCUAAUCUGCACCACUAGAGGGUGGGAGCACAUUUCAAAUGUUCUCGUGUCUGGACCCGACUCCUCUUACAGCUUUGACCAGAUUUCAUUAUCUGUAAAAUCAAAGCAUUUUGUACCAGUGACUUUGUAAUGCACAUUUUUGUAUUUGUACAGAAAGAGGGGGGCUUUGCUGGUUGUUUUUUAAUAACUGAAACCAUGCCUUUUGAGUUUAUGAACUUGCGCAUGUCAGUUGUGAUGAAAAUGUAAUUCAGUUUGUUUAUAGUUUUGUUUGUUUACGAAACAUUUGAUACAUAUCUUGUAUGCAUUUGAAUAGUUUUUAGGUUUUAUCAUAAAAUGUACUAGUUGAUUUCUUGCAUUUGUUUUAUCAAUUUUUUUAUUCAUUUACAUUUUAAAGGUAAUGUUAUGUUACUACAGUCAUAUUUUUCUUAUUCGUCUUGUUAACUUAGUUCUAAAAACAUUUUCAUUCAGUUUCCUAUUCAUUUAUUUAUGACUAGAGAGUGUUCUUUUAAAGCACAAGACUAUAAAUAUAUAGCAGACAAUUUAUUUUGCUCGGAUCUCUCACUCCAGUGUGUCAUAUAUCCCACAAGUUGAAUAGACAGUUAUGAAUCUUUAAUAGCCUUCCAAAUUAAAUGCUGCAGUCCAUUAAAAUAUACA
This is a messenger RNA of Puntigrus tetrazona (Sumatra barb), 1738 nucleotides long. RefSeq names its product catechol-O-methyltransferase b (gene comtb). The transcript is spliced from 6 exons. The record is from RefSeq and is a predicted model, not a curated record. The coding region runs from base 105 to 899 and encodes 264 amino acids. NCBI's taxonomy places the organism in Eukaryota, Metazoa, Chordata, Actinopteri, Cypriniformes, Cyprinidae. Gene Ontology annotation, molecular function: catechol O-methyltransferase activity; magnesium ion binding. Gene Ontology annotation, biological process: developmental process; dopamine metabolic process; catecholamine catabolic process.